UGCGCGCUCACACUCCCAGCCCAGAGCUGCGGUGGCCGCGCAGGUCCUACCCGCGUCGCAGCGGCCGGAGAUGCAGCCGGGCGCCGCGCUGUGCCUGCGCCUGUGGCUCUGCCUGGGACUCCUCGACGGCCUGGCAAGUGGUUACUCCAUGACCCCCCCAACCCUGAACAUUACGGAGGAGGCAUACAUCAUCGACACCAGUGAGAGCCUAUCCAUCUCCUGCAGGGGGCAACACCCCCUUGAGUGGGCCUGGCCAGGAGCUCAGGAGACACCAGCCACAGGGGAGAAGGACAGCGAGGACACAGGGGUUGUGCGAGACUGCGAGGGCACAGACGCCAAGCCCUACUGCAAGGUGCUGCUGCUGGGUGAGGCCCACGCCAACAACACAGGCAGCUACCUCUGCUACUAUAAGUACAUCAAGGCCCGCAUCGAGGGCACCACAGCUGCCAGCACCUACGUGUUCGUAAGAGACUUUGAGCAGCCGUUCAUCAACCAACCCGACACUCUCCUGGUCAACAGGAAGGACUCCAUGUGGGUGCCCUGCUUGGUGUCCAUCCCUGGCCUCAACGUCACAUUGCGAUCGCAAAGCUCCGUGCUGCAGCCUGAUGGGCAGGAAGUGGUGUGGGACGACCGCCGGGGCAUGCGGGUGCCCACGUCACUGCUGCGUGAUGCUCUAUACCUGCAGUGUGAGACCACCUGGGGCGGCCAGAACUUCCUUUCCAAUCUCUUCCUUGUGCACAUCACAGGCAAUGAACUCUAUGACAUCCAGCUGUUCCCCAAGAAGUCACUGGAGCUGCUGGUCGGGGAGAAGCUGGUCCUGAACUGCACAGUGUGGGCUGAAUUCAACUCAGGGGUCACCUUCGACUGGGACUAUCCAGGGAAGCAGGCAGAGCGGGGUAAGUGGGUACCUGAGCGGCGCUCCCAGCAGACUCACACAGAACUCUCCAGCAUCCUGACCAUCUACAACGUCAGCCAGCACGACCUGGGCACAUAUGUUUGCGAGGUCAACAAUGGCAUCCAGAAAUUCCGGGAGAGCACUGAAGUCAUUGUGCACGAAAAGCCCUUCAUCAGUGUCGAGUGGCUCAAAGGACCUGUCCUGGAGGCCACUGCAGGUGACGAGUUGGUGAAGCUGCCUGUGAAGCUGGCAGCAUAUCCCCCGCCGGAGUUCCAAUGGUACAAGGACAAAAAGGCAGUGACUGGGCGCCACAGUCCACAUGCUCUGGUGCUCAAAGAAGUGACCGAAGCAAGUGCAGGCAUCUACACACUUGCCCUGUGGAACUCAGCAGCCGGCCUGAGGUGCAACAUCAGCCUGGAGCUGGUGGUGAAUGUACCCCCACACAUCCAUGAGAAGGAAGCCUCCUCCCCCAGCAUCUACUCCCGCCACAGUCGCCAGGCCCUCACCUGCACAGCCUAUGGGGUGCCCCCACCUCUCAGCAUCCAGUGGCACUGGCGGCCCUGGACACCCUGCAAGACAUUUGCCCAGCGCAGCCUCCGUCGUCGGCAGCAGCGGGAUCGCAUGCCUCAGUGCCGCGACUGGAGGGAGGUGACCACACAGGACCCUGUGAACCCCAUCGAGAGCCUGGACACCUGGACCGAGUUUGUGGAGGGGAAGAAUAAGACUGUGAGCAAGCUGGUGAUACAGGAUGCCAAUGUGUCUGCCAUGUACAAGUGUGUGGUCUUCAACAAGGUGGGCCAGGACGAGCGACUCAUCUACUUCUAUGUGACCACCAUCCCCGAUGGCUUCAGUAUAGAAUCCGAACCCACUGAGGAGCCUUUAGAGGGCCAGUCCGUGCGCCUCAGCUGCCGAGCCGACAACUACACUUACGAGCAUCUACGUUGGUAUCGCCUCAACCUGUCCACGCUGCACGAUGCGCAAGGGAACCCGCUACUGCUCGAUUGCAAGAACGUGCACCUAUUCGCCACGCCGCUGGAGGCCAAUCUGGAGGAAGCGAAACCAGGGGAGCGCCACGCCACUCUCAGCCUGAGCAUCCCCCGAGUGGCGCCCGAGCAUGAGGGCGACUACGUGUGCGAGGUGCAGGAUCGUCGCAGCCACGACAAACACUGCCACAAGAAGUACCUCUCAGUGCAGGCCUUAGAAGCUCCUCGGCUCACGCAGAACUUGACAGACCUCCUGGUGAACGUGAGUGAUUCCCUGGAAAUGAGGUGCCCGGUGGCUGGAGCGCAUAUACCCAGCAUUGUGUGGUACAAAGAUGAAAGGGUGCUGGAGAAAGAGUCUGGAAUCGACCUGGCGGACUCGAACCAGAAACUGAGCAUCCAGCGCGUGCGCGAAGAAGACGCUGGCCGCUACUUGUGCAGCGUGUGCAACGCCAAGGGCUGCGUCAACUCUUCCGCCAGCGUGGCGGUGGAAGGCUCGGAGGACAAAGGCAGCAUGGAGAUCGUGAUCCUCGUUGGCACCGGGGUCAUUGCUGUCUUUUUCUGGAUCCUCCUCCUCCUCAUCUUCUGUAACAUGCGAAGGCCGGGACAUGCAGACAUCAAGACUGGCUACCUGUCCAUCAUCAUGGACCCAGGGGAAGUGCCUCUGGAGGAACAAUGUGAAUACCUGUCCUAUGACGCCAGCCAGUGGGAGUUUCCCCGGGAGCGUCUGCACCUUGGGAGAGUCCUUGGUCAUGGAGCCUUUGGGAAGGUGGUGGAAGCCUCAGCUUUUGGCAUUAACAAAGGCAGCAGCUGUGACACCGUGGCUGUGAAAAUGCUGAAAGAGGGCGCCACAGCUAGCGAACAUCGCGCCCUGAUGUCGGAGCUCAAGAUUCUAAUCCACAUCGGUAACCACCUCAACGUGGUCAACCUCCUGGGGGCGUGUACCAAACCCAACGGGCCCCUCAUGGUGAUCGUAGAGUUCUGUAAGUACGGAAACCUCUCCAACUUCUUGCGCGCCAAGCGAGAAGCCUUCAACCCCUACGCGGAGAAGUCUCCCGAGCAGCGAAGGCGCUUCCACGCGAUGGUUGAAGGCGCCAAGGCUGACCGGAGAAGGACGGGGAGCAGCGAUCGGGCCUUGCUCACACGGCUCCUGAUGGGCAAGGGAGGGGCAGGGCGGGCUCAUCCUGUUCAAGAAGUGGAAGACCUGUGGCUGAGCCCACUGACCAUGGAAGACCUUGUCUGCUACAGCUUCCAAGUGGCUCGGGGAAUGGAGUUCCUGGCCUCCCGCAAGUGCAUCCACAGAGACCUGGCUGCACGAAACAUCUUGCUGUCAGAAAGUGACAUAGUGAAGAUCUGCGACUUUGGCCUUGCCCGGGACAUCUACAAAGACCCUGACUAUGUCCGCAAAGGCAGUGCCCGGCUGCCCCUGAAGUGGAUGGCCCCUGAGAGCAUCUUCGACAAGGUGUACACCACACAGAGUGAUGUCUGGUCCUUUGGGGUGCUGCUGUGGGAGAUCUUCUCCCUGGGGGCCUCCCCAUACCCUGGGGUGCAGAUCAACGAGGAGUUCUGCCAGCGACUGAAAGAUGGCACCCGGAUGAGGGCUCCAGAGCUGGCCUCUCCUGCCAUACGCCGCAUCAUGCUGAGUUGUUGGUCAGGAGACCCCAAAGCAAGGCCUGCUUUCUCAGAGCUGGUGGAAAUCCUGGGGGACUUGCUUCAGAGUGGGGGCCGGCAGGAGGAAGAGGAGGACUGCAUAGCCCCAUGCAGCUCUCAGAGUUCAGAGGACAGCAGCUUCCUGCAGGCAUCCACCACAGCCCUGCAUGUGGCCACUGAAGACAUGGAGGACAGCCCACCCAGCAUGCACCGUCACAGCCUGGCUGCGAGGUAUUAUAAUUGUGUGUCCUUUCCCGGGUACCUGGCCAGAGGGACUCAGACCCAGGGUGCCCCCAAGAUGAAGACCUUUGAAGAAUUCCCUAUGACCCCAACAACAUACAAAGCCUCUGUGGAUAACCAGACAGACAGUGGGAUGGUGCUGGCCUCAGAGGAAUUUGAGCGGAUAGAGAGCAGGCAUAGACAAGACAGUGGAUUCAGCUGUAAAGGACCAGGCCAGGAUGUGGAUGUGUCCAGAGCACACUCUGACCCCCAGGGGAGGCGGCGCCGGCCCAACCGGGGGCCACAAGGAAGUCGGGUGUUUUACAACAGCGAGUACGGGGAGCUUUCGCAGCCAUGCGAGGAGGGUGACUGCUCCCCUUCUGCCAGUGGGCCCUUCUUCACAGAUGACAGCUACUAAGGCAACACAGGGCAAGGCUCUCUGACCCUGGGCUCCAACAACUGGGGCAGGGAGCUUCCCUGGCUGGGCAAGCAGAGGGCUGGAGACCCAGACUGAGGAUCCAUCUUCUGUAGUUCCAGUCCUGGACAAGUCUCCUCUUCCUUCUCUACCUAGCUCAGAAGAGCAAGACUCCAGGCUCAAAGGUUCCCCUGAACUCUGUCACCAAUAUUUGUCCCAGGUCAUCUGUCAGGCACCCUUGUCUCCCUCAGAUUCAAAUGCGGUUUAGCUCAAUGUCCACAGGUGAUGGUGCUUAAGCUAGGCACUCCCAUGGAGACGGGCUUUUGAUUACCUCCUUUUGUUAAAGUUGGAGUGUAACACCGUUUUCUGAUAAAGAAUGAAUAUAUCUGAAGGUCAGACAGAGGUAGAGUUAGCCUUGAGCCAGCAUCUCCCAGACCCCACUUAAAACACUGUCACAUCCAUGUGUAGCCUUCCUUUCCCAUCAAGAAAAACUUUCUUCACCUGUCUCUCAAAGAUUGAAGAGAGAGCGCCAUGUUUUCAUCACAAAGUGACAAAGGAGGAAUGGAGGGUGGGUUUUAUCCUGAGAUGGACCAACAACUAACUAAUUAUGGGACAGCCAUCUGUACACGAUAACACGAUUAUAAAGAGUAAAAAGCAGGAUGCCCAGCCCUGAGUGUUGAGAAGAAACAUUCAACCAAACAUAUUUUUUUUCAUUAGAACUUUGGAGACUAUUAUAACUGCUGUGAAGCAUUUUCUUUGCAAAACUUCAGUCACAGGGAGCCCAGGGAUUGUCUUACUGAAUCUAGCCAAUUCUUGCUUGAACUCCAACCAAGACAGGGGCUAUCAUAGCAGAUGCUGCAGUCACCACCUGUCUCUCUUGAGAAGGCCCCAGCCCCUUACCAUCUGGCUCAGAAUCUGAAAACUCAACUGCUGUUUGGUUCUUCCCUCUGUGUCCUGGAUAUUCCUACCCCAGGUGCUCCCAAGAUGUGAACAUCCUCAUGAAAGAUGAAAACCAUGGGUUCCACUAAGGAAAGCUUUGAGGCUGGCACAGAGAACAGCAUUGUCCUGUGCCCCUCAACAAUCAAUGGAUGUUGUUGUGGCCCUGGGAGGACCCUGCCAUCUGCCUUUCCUUUGACACCUGGGCAGGUCAAACCUUUGCCCCUAAGGGAGCAGCUGAGAGACCCUUGAAGGCUGGAGCCACUCUUCCCAAACCCCUGUUCCAGCUUACAGUGCCCAUUCCACCCCCACCAAGAGAAAGACCCUCAUCUUGGUUAAUACCAUGGAAAUCAACCCUCCCAACUACUCCCCGAGCACCAUCCCAACACGACGCUUGCAGGACAGGCGGCCAUGCAGCGAGCAGGGGCUUGCUCAGCAGACCCUCCCUACAGAGUGUGUUUUUACUUUAUGAUAGGUUUGUUGAAUGCAUGUAUGACUGUAGUCCUCAUUGUCCCCCAUGGACCUCCUUCCUCUUCAUGUUACCUGACUGUGGGUCUUGGGUCCCUCUAGCUUACCCAGUGGAAGUUCAGAUACUGUUCUUUCUCAGGGGACCAAAGCCUGCAAUGUAGAUGCAGCCCUCCCCCCGUGUGUCCCACCUGUUUGUGUCACCUCCUCUCCUGUCAUGUAACUGCCCACACAAAAUGUACUGGGGAAGAACACCUGCUAUGCCCUUGUAGAUUCUCUGAAAAGAUCUAAAAUAUUUAACAAAUGAUAAUAAUAAAUUUGAUGCCAGUCUUUGAAUUACAA
Ictidomys tridecemlineatus (thirteen-lined ground squirrel) is the source of this 5902-nucleotide messenger RNA. RefSeq names its product fms related receptor tyrosine kinase 4 (gene Flt4). Gene Ontology annotation, biological process: regulation of MAPK cascade; protein phosphorylation; vascular endothelial growth factor receptor signaling pathway. The record is from RefSeq and is a predicted model, not a curated record. Gene Ontology annotation, molecular function: ATP binding; transmembrane receptor protein tyrosine kinase activity; growth factor binding. Lineage: Eukaryota; Metazoa; Chordata; Mammalia; Rodentia; Sciuridae. Gene Ontology annotation, cellular component: signaling receptor complex; plasma membrane.